Molecule: messenger RNA, 3930 nt
Organism: Micropterus salmoides (largemouth bass)
Lineage: Eukaryota; Metazoa; Chordata; Actinopteri; Centrarchiformes; Centrarchidae
Gene: atp6v1b2b
Product: ATPase H+ transporting V1 subunit B2
Exons: 14
Coding region: 52-1599 (515 amino acids)
Biological process (GO): ATP metabolic process; proton transmembrane transport
Cellular component (GO): proton-transporting V-type ATPase, V1 domain
Molecular function (GO): proton-transporting ATPase activity, rotational mechanism; ATP binding
Source: RefSeq, a predicted model, not a curated record
GGCUGUCACGACUCGGACGCUGCUGCUGCUGCUGCUGCUGCGGGAGGAACCAUGGCGAUGAAGGCGCUCAGAGGGAUGGUGAACGGGGCCAUGAGCGAGCUCUCCUCGGCCGUCAGCGGGAACCGACCGGCGGCUUCGACCGCCGCCUCCCGGGAGCAUGUGAUGGCCGUGCGCCGGGAUUAUAUAUCCCAACCCCGCCUCACCUAUAAAACAGUGUCUGGAGUCAACGGCCCGCUGGUGAUUUUGGACGAGGUGAAGUUUCCGAGGUACGCAGAGAUCGUCCAUCUCACCCUGCCUGACGGCACCAAGAGGAGUGGGCAGGUGCUGGAGGUCACCGGCUCCAAAGCUGUGGUUCAGGUGUUUGAGGGGACGUCAGGUAUCGAUGCCAAGAAGACCAGCUGUGAGUUUACAGGAGACAUCUUGCGGACACCUGUCUCUGAGGACAUGUUGGGUCGUGUGUUUAAUGGAUCUGGUAAACCUAUCGACAGAGGACCAGCAGUCAUGGCUGAAGACUUCUUGGACAUCAUGGGUCAGCCUAUUAACCCUCAGUGUCGUAUCUACCCUGAGGAGAUGAUCCAGACCGGCAUAUCUGCUAUCGAUGGCAUGAACAGCAUCGCCAGAGGGCAGAAAAUACCCAUCUUCUCUGCAGCAGGGCUACCACACAAUGAGAUCGCAGCUCAGAUCUGUCGGCAGGCCGGUUUGGUAAAGAAGUCCAAGGACGUGAUGGACUACAGUGAGGACAACUUCGCCAUCGUAUUUGCAGCCAUGGGGGUGAACAUGGAGACUGCCAGGUUCUUUAAGUCCGACUUUGAGGAGAACGGUUCCAUGGAUAACGUCUGUUUGUUCCUCAACCUGGCAAACGACCCCACCAUUGAGCGAAUCAUCACUCCUCGUUUAGCGCUGACAUCAGCAGAGUAUCUGGCCUAUCAGUGUGAGAAGCACGUCCUCGUCAUCCUCACCGACAUGAGCUCCUAUGCGGAGGCUCUCCGAGAGGUGUCUGCAGCCAGGGAGGAGGUGCCGGGCCGGCGAGGAUUUCCUGGUUACAUGUACACAGAUUUGGCCACCAUCUAUGAGAGAGCUGGCAGAGUAGAAGGACGCAACGGCUCCAUCACCCAAAUCCCCAUCCUCACCAUGCCCAAUGACGACAUCACCCAUCCUAUUCCCGACCUGACUGGUUACAUCACUGAGGGACAAAUCUAUGUGGACAGACAACUUCACAACAGACAGAUUUAUCCUCCCAUCAACGUGCUGCCGUCUCUCUCUCGUCUGAUGAAGUCUGCCAUCGGGGAGGGAAUGACCCGCAGAGACCACUCUGAUGUUUCCAACCAGCUCUAUGCGUGUUAUGCCAUAGGGAAGGACGUCCAGGCCAUGAAGGCAGUGGUGGGGGAGGAGGCUCUGACAGCUGAUGACCUGCUCUAUCUGGAGUUCCUGACCAAGUUUGAGAAAAACUUCAUCUCCCAAGGUGCCUACGAGAACAGGAGUGUGUUUGAGACUCUGGACAUCGGAUGGCAGCUCAUGAGGAUCUUCCCCAAGGAGAUGCUGAAGAGGAUCCCUCAGAGCACCUUAGCGGAGUUUUACCCCCGAGAAGCCAAACAUUAACCAGACACACUCAUCGGUAUCUCCAGCAGUCCUGCCGCUUCCUUCCUGUUUCAGUGACGUGUCACUGCAUACAUACAGUAUCGUGAUGAUGUGCUGCUGUAACUGUCUCGACGCUUGUGACGUUCACAACAAACCAUUCCUGCUUAAACAACCAGAAACACACAGAGGGAAGUACUCCAACAUACACAGAGGCUUGUAUGAGUUUACAGUGUGAAUGUGUAGAGGAAGAGAACAGUGUCUUCAUGUCGUUAACGUGUGUGAUAAUGAUGAGGAUAUUUUUAUUAAGGUGUCAUGACUGCAAGUAGCCAAGUCCAAAAAUAAAGAAAAUAAUAAUCAUAACUUCUUCAGGUUUUCAGACCGUCGUGUAGACACAAGGAUAAAUUAAAAAUCAGAUGCUCCAAUAAUCCAUCAUGCCCUCUUAAAGUUUUGUUAAAGGAACAGGUCGCAUUUUAGGUAAUUCGCCAUCUUGGUUUUUUUAGGAACCAGACACCUGACAUAACCAUAUUUGGAUGAGAGGGUGGCACUAGAUAGCUUGGUUAGCAAGGUGCAUCUGUAAUUCAUGUUAACUGUGAUAUUAGCUGUGAUGCUAAUUUUGGCUAGCUAAAAAAAACAGGCUUAAAACCAAACAUACUUACCUGAAACCAGCGCAGGUUAAAUGUACAUAGAGCAGCAGAUACAAGUUGUGCUUUCUGGUCUAUGUUCCUCUAAAUGGGACCAUAAUUUACUAAAUGAACAUCAUGCUGUGUUGAAGAAGACUUGAAACUAGCGACUGAGACCAUAAACUCAUCAGGAAAGUGUUUACUGAGGGAAUAAAUCAGCUGAGAAGUAGAAACAUUUUCUCAUAGACUUCUACGCAAUCUGACAUCUUUUGCAGCCGGUGGAGUCGCCCCCUGCAGGCUGUUAGAGAGAACGCAGGUUUAAGGCACUUGAGCAUUGGCUUCACUUUUCAGACCCGAAGGUUCCUGCUUAAUAAUAAUCAGUGAGCUUUAGGUGUUGGUAGAUGGAUUUUGUUACCUUUGGACAGGACCAGGCUAGCUGUUUCCCCCUGUUUCCAGUCUUUAUGCUAAGCUAACUGGAUGCUACAUACAGACAUGAAAGUGGCAUCAAUCUGAAAAUCUAACUCUCGGCAAGAAAGAAAAAUCUUUUCUCCAAAAUGUCAAACUGUUUCUUUAAAGGUACCAUGUUGAGUUUUUUUACGACUAGUUGCACUAUGGAGGAAUGUUUUGACCAGCUUUUCAUCAGCUUAGAGAAAGUUUUAUAAGGACUUGCAUUCAACAUGUUGGUUUGAGGAUUCACGCAAUGCAAUUUGUUUUGUUUGUUUACAAGAAAACUCCACAGUGCGCCUUUAACGUUAGUGUUUCGCUGUCCUCUCGGCUUGAAACCACUGCUGGCUGUGGUUGGGUGGGGUCAGAAGUGUUGCACCUGUAACCACACCCAACAGUGGAGUACACGUGUACGUCACUGCGGCAAGGUGAGCAGUUAAACCCCUGGAGGUCAACAGAAACACGAUUUUCAAGGGAUGUGAAGUGACUCUUUAAAAUGCAUAUAUGUCCUUAAUUUUGAUAUUUUCAGAAACUUUUCUUCAAAUUUUUCUAAAAGCUCACCUUUACCAGAAAGUAUUCCUGUAGAUAUAGAGCACAUCCGCCUCGUCAAGAACAGAGUAAAGCGGUUCAGCCCGUAGAGAACUGUGCGAUGUACUCCAAAAUAAACACCUCGCUAUCUAUUCUUGAAAGGCUAAAGUAAAGCGUUACCUGUUGAGUCAACAUUUAUCUGUGUAAACACGCUGCAGCUGCUGCAUGAAUAACAGCCUCAUCUCCAAAGUUUGAUGACAGGCGUGUGCGCUCAUUAAACUGACGUCUUUCGGCUGUCGCGACCUUGCACACGAUCGUGACACAUGUACUGCCAUGAGGUACGAGGCCUCGUUUGGAAGAAUGCGAUUUCUUUUAUUUGACACUUUCCAAGAAAGCAAUGUCUGUAGUGUGAGUGCCAGAAGAUGAAGUUACAUUAGAGCAUUUUAACGUUGAUGAUAUGUGAGGAAGAUGUGUGGUUUAAAAGAAAUGUCCCAUCAUUCCUUCCCUGCUUGAUGUUGUUCUUAGAUUAGCUUUGUUUUAUGCUGUGUUGUUCAGUGAUGAUAGUGUUUCAUGUUUUUAUGUGUAUUAUCUUUAGGUUCUCUACUUGAACACAUCAGCCUUGAAAUAUGUAUACAUUAUGUAUUUCUGUAUGAACAGUGUGUGCAUAUUGGCUGGAUGUAUUAAUCAGCUUGCAUGCAUUGACGUUGAAUGUUUCCUGUUGGUGCCUCAAGUGUCAUGAAAUAAAAGCUGCUGUCUCUGA